GAUGAAUACCACAUUUGCUAAAUGUUGCUAACAGCUAAAUCGUAACUGACUUAUUUAAUAAUGUGACUGCAGUCCUGUGAAAACAGAAUGGAUAGAGACUUGUUGAGGCAAUGCCUCACGUAUCAUGGAGAGUCCUUGUUCAACAAACUGAAAUGUGAACAAACAGAAAACCCAGACUUCCAAGCUGUGGUGUCUGACUUGUGCAAGGCCACGAAUGAAAGCAGGGGUGAAGAUCAGGGCAGCCCCCUUGUAGAGCAGUUCAUUGCCAGGAAGGCUGACAUCCUGUUCUGUCCAGCAUGGAAGACCGCCACUCUUCAAGAAGAAGAGCACGAGGCGGAGGAGGACGCUGCAGAGCCCUAUGCCAUCAUGCCACCGGUGGAGUUGUUCAUGGAGGUGUCGUAUGAGGAGAGACGAUCCAUGCUGUACAGGGACUUGGAAAGAGGAGACAUCGUGGUGGGGAGGAUCAACAACAUAAGAGAAUACGGCUUCUUCCUCACUCUGCUGUGCAUGGCAGGAGGCCUGAAGAGAGACAUAGAAGACCUGGAGUUGUCUGCUCUAUGUCACAUCAGAGAAAUUCCCUCCACUGGGAACCACGAUGAUCCUCUGUCCUACUACCAGAUUGGGGACUUCAUCAGAGCUGGAGUGAAAGACAUUGACCGCUACCAGGAGAAGAUCACCGUGUCCCUCCACCAGGCCUCUCUUUCUCCCAGCUUGGAGCACAUCAAACUGGGAGUCAUUACGCGGGAGGAGCUGCCCGUGCACUACAGUCGUAGCGUUCGCGCAGCCAGUGACUCUAGUGAGACGUAUGAGUGUAUACUGAAGAGCUGCCACGGCUACCACAACCCCUCUGUAGUGGACUACCUGUUGGAGAAGGUGGGAAUUAGCGACACCCACCCACCAUCAAUGAUGAGAGGACUACAGAGUAAACUUUUUCAAGAGGAGGAUUUCGCCUCAGCAAUCAGGAAGAAGCAGUCCGCCUCCUGGGCCUUGAAGUGUGUCCGUGCAGGUGUGGACCACUUCAAACAUGGUCGUCAUGUGGAAGCCAUGAAUGAGUACAACAAAGCCUUGGAGAUCGACACUAAUAAUGUAGAAGCACUGGUGGCGCGAGGAGCUCUGUAUGCUAACAAAGGCAGCAUCGUAAAGGCUAUAACAGACUUUGAACUGGCUCUGGAGAGCUGCCCAGAUCACCGCAACGCCAAGAAGUACCUCUGCCAGACACUGGUGGAGAGAGGAAAACAGCUUGAAGAACAAGAGAAACUAGUUACAGCAGAAGGAUUGUACAGGCGAGCUCUGUCUCUAGAUGACUCAAACCCUGAGGCACAAGAAGCCCUGAACAAGAUCACAGACACAAUACAGAAAUCGAUUCGCCUGCGAGAAGAAGCACUGGCUAAGGAGGAAGUGAAAGCUAAGAGCAGCCAAACCAGCGCUGAGAAAUUGCGUAAGAUCUUAAAAGAGGAGAAGAGGAUGAAGAAAAAACGGAAGAGAUCAGCAUCUUCUUCAUCAUCAUCCUCCACUUCCACCAGGAGCUCCUCUACUUCUUCAUCGUCCUCCUCCUCUCGCAAGAAGUCCAAAAAGAAGAAAAAGAAGCGUCGGAGGUCUGAGCGUGGAAGUAAACGCCAUCGUAGGAUCUCCUCAAGGGAGAGUAGGAGGAGUGAGGAGGGUAAGAGCGAGAAAGACAGGAAGGAAAAAGAUGAGGACGAGGUGGAGUGGUAUCCUGCACCUCCCAACACCUCUGCCACCUUUCUCAACCAGGAGGGAGGCCCAGGGUUUGAGGAGAGGGAUGAGGUAGAAGAGAAGGACGCAGAAGAAAGAAGAAUAUCUCAGCUUUAUUCUUUGUCGGCAGCUUCAGAGAACGAAGAGUCUGACUCCUCGCGUAAAGAAAGAAAGGGAAGGGACAGAGAGGAGAGCAGGGCAAGGAGAAAGAAAAGCAGUAUGAGUAGAAGCCCAGACAGAGAGAAGAAGAGGAGCCAGAGCAAAGAGAGGAGGGAUAAAAACAGGGAAAGAGGGAAGGAAGAUAACAGGAGGAACAGUGACUCUAAGAUGAGAAGGAGCUUAGACGAGAACAGAAAGCGAAAAGUAUCCUGCUCCUCAGCUGACUCUGAGUAUUCACGGAAAUCUAGUGUCCGAUCUGAGUAUUUGGGAAACUCUGGUUCUGCUUCCAAACACUUGGUUAGACAUGACCUCUCUAAGAGGAACUCAUUUGAUGGUGGUAGGUAUGAGAACAGAGGGAGGGAUGAAAUUUGUGAGGUAGAAGACGUAAAAAGAGGGAAGGAAAGUAAAAAGGGGAGAGAGGAGGAAGAGAGAAGCAGUAAAAGAUCAGAAAGUGCUGGAAAUCAUCAUGAACAAAGUGGUGGUGUGACCUCAGUGCCAGGGGUAAGGCCUAAAAAAGACCUUCCUGCUAAUCUGCUAAAUAUUUUCAAUCAGAUCGCCCAGUUUGAGAAGGAGAAAGGAGGAAGGCCAAAAAAAUAACUCCAAAACAAAAGACCAGAAUAUGCCAAAUACACACGUUAAAGAAAAGAGACUUUGAAAUGGAUGAUUGUACCAUUUAUUCAUUCUCUGGACCGUGCAUCAAGAUAAUACACCUGAGACACAGCCAGAUGUGUUGCUGAUUGAAUGUCCCAAGAUGUUUUCCGUUACCGUCAGUGUUGCAGAAAAUUUGUCAUUUUACUUUGAAUUGUCUAAUUCUUUAUGGUAGAUUUAAGGCCUGUAGUCAACUCUGAUGAUGGCUGGAUAAUAGCUGGUAAAAAUGAAAUAAAAUUGAAACUAUAAAUAAAAUUGUGAAAAUACUAUCCCAAAUAAUGUGAUAACAUCAUAUUACUGUUGUUACCGGUGAUCAUUAGUGUAAUUAAUUUUUACCUCUUAUAUCUUCUUAAAAAAUAACUUUACAAAAUAAUAUUUUAAUGUGAGAGUAUCAGUGACUAAAGAUAUUACAUCUUCAGUCAAUAUUGUUAAAUUAGCUGUGUAAUUUCCUACUUUAAAUGGUCUUUUUUUUCAUACAUAUUGACAUUUGGCACUUUGGUGUCACAUCAGUUGCUACAGGCUUUAAUAUCCGUUCUUUUUCGUUCAUCUUAAGUUCAGACUUUUUUCUGUCAAAGGAGCUAUAUGUAAGUUUUUGCUUUUGGUGCAUAGCCAACGUUAGCAUUAACAGCUGUUUACC
This is a messenger RNA of Seriola dumerili (greater amberjack), 3157 nucleotides long. RefSeq names its product tetratricopeptide repeat domain 14 (gene ttc14). The record is from RefSeq and is a predicted model, not a curated record. Gene Ontology annotation, molecular function: nucleic acid binding; protein binding. The transcript is spliced from 12 exons. Bases 88 to 2469 code for a protein of 793 amino acids. NCBI's taxonomy places the organism in Eukaryota, Metazoa, Chordata, Actinopteri, Carangiformes, Carangidae.